AUGCAGGAGGGCGGCACCGUCACCCCCGCCACCCUCCUUGAGGCCAGUGUGCGGAAGAUCGAGAGGGAGUGUGCCGCCCUCAACGCGACUGUGGCGUCUGGUUCGCCGGUGUGUGCCUUCUGCGCCCCCAUCUACGCCAAGCUCGAGCAGCAGCAGCGGCGGCCCGCGGUGACUCAGCUCGACCCCGCCAUGCGGCAGUCGUGCGACGACUGGCUUGCCAUGUACAGCGUGAGGGCGCAGCUGCUCGAUUCCCUGCUGCGGCUGGCGGAGCGCGAGUACGUCCCGCAGCUGCAGGCUGGGUGGGCUGCUGAAGACGGUGACGCCACACGGCUGCUGCUUCGGCGUUUUGCCGCAGCGAAGCACGAUGCACGCGCGGUCCUGCGCGAGGUGCGGCAACGGACGCUUCUCCCGCUGUCGGUCGCGCGCGAUGUGUACGGAGCCGUUGCGGCAGGAGUGGCGGGGGGCACGCAC
Messenger RNA from Trypanosoma grayi, 471 nucleotides. RefSeq lists its product as hypothetical. The record is from RefSeq and is a predicted model, not a curated record. The annotation marks the transcript as partial. NCBI's taxonomy places the organism in Eukaryota, Euglenozoa, Kinetoplastea, Trypanosomatida, Trypanosomatidae. The transcript has a single exon.